ACUGCUUUAAGACUGAAAAAAAAGUAUGUUUGAGUAUUUUGUACACAAUGAGAUUGAACUGUGAUGGUGAUUUACCGGUUAAAUCAAUUACUAAACAUUCACUAAGACUCAAUUGGUUAUAUGUUUUUUGUAAAAUCCUUUUUUUUUUACCACCUUGCCUCACCAAGUGACUACAGACAAAAUAAAAUAAAAGUGGAAACAUACAUAACCUUGAAACAAAACUAUCCAUGUGAUCACUUCAAGAAAGUUGUAAAUCAACUUGGUUAUUCAGCUUAAACGUGUUGUCUGUAUUUUGUAUUGAUGAUAAUAUCAUCCUCAGAUAGAAAGCACUUUAUUCCUUCUUGCAUUAAUAGUGCUAGUAUUUCCUAUUUCUGGUUUAAGAUUUCCGUUAUAAAUAUUCUAACUACCUUUGUUGCUACAGUAUAUAUUACUAUUAAUUACUGUAUUUGGAAACCCGAACUUUUCAAAGAGAGAGACAGAAGCAAGGAGACUAAUUGAUUUGAGUCAAGAAUAUGUAAAAAUGAAAAACCAUAUAUUUACCAUCAGACUCUUGGUACCAAAUUUUAUCUCAAGUUUAUACAUACAUAUACAUACGUUAAGCCCCCUUCCUAACUGUUUUUUUACCAAGGGGACUCUCAGGGGGCGUCUGUUCAAGUAUGGUAUUAUUGUUAUAAAAAAAUUGUAUUAACUCCACGUAAAAAUCCAACAACAUGGGUUUUUACUACAUUUUUUAUUCACCUAGUAAAAAUGCCAACAUUAGCUGAGUCGUAUCCAGUUGCUGCACCAAAACCAUCUAGCAAACCGAAAUUGUUCGUUCAUGAGACCGAUUUAACUGUUACUCCUGAAAAAACGACCAAAGUGGUAAAUGAAGGUAAAACAAAGAACAGAAAGAAGCAUUGUGAUGCUAAGAAGAAAGUUAUGUUUAAAGAGAAUAAAGUAAAAGAUAUGUUUUUGGAACCAUGCCCAUUAUCAAAUCCGUCUCUUCACACGACGAAUUUACUAACGCGCGAAAUAGAAGAAAACCGAAACCGAAACUUCGACGUGGCAAAGGCACUACAGGAAAUCCAAUUAUCCGAAUCGGUGCAAAAUACAAUUGGUGAAGAAGUUACUACUGUUUUAAAUUACAAACCCACUGAUCGGAAAUAUAAAAAUCUGACUUCGUUAAAUGUAGAAGCCGAUGAUGUGAUAAUUCCCAAGACCAGAACUUUGUAUAAAGAAAAAAAUAAGGACUGCAGUCUGAAGCCUGAUAUAAAAGAUUUAUAUUUCCCAGAAGACUUUGUAACGGAAAAAGGGAAAACCGAUUUCGAUGUGAACAUACCGGACGAAGGGAAAGAGGAAUGUUGUGAAAACAAGUACAGUUUUUUGUUUGAUUUAUAUGAAUGUCAAGAAUAUUUACCUCAUCAAAAUUUUAGUAUUUGAUAGUAUAUUGUAUUUUCUUGUACAAUUUUGAGAAUUAGCUAGAAAUGUGAAUAUUUAUUUAUACCACGUAAAGACGAAUCUCCACGGGACUUUUUUUUACGACGAUCGUCAUCAAUACUCGAAUUUGAUUGGUCGCGAUUUUCGUCAUGACGAGAAGUUGAAUUGGUUUCUACUUUCCGUCACAAAAAUCGUCGUGACUAUCGUCCAGUGGAGAUUCGGCUUAAGAGCGCGUGUGUCUUAUUAGUAAGCGGGCGUUUCAAUGAGCUCCAAACUUUCUGCUUUAUGGAAAGAGAUUUUGGUGGGAAUUUAAUUUAUGGGCUGAUUUGUAUAUAUUUUAAUAUUAAGAGACAAAAAAACAAAAAAAAAUCUCUAUAAA
Messenger RNA from Hydractinia symbiolongicarpus, 1795 nucleotides. RefSeq lists its product as uncharacterized. The transcript has 2 exons. Bases 748 to 1419 code for a protein of 223 amino acids. Gene Ontology annotation, biological process: negative regulation of phosphatase activity. Lineage: Eukaryota; Metazoa; Cnidaria; Hydrozoa; Anthoathecata; Hydractiniidae. Gene Ontology annotation, molecular function: phosphatase binding. The record is from RefSeq and is a predicted model, not a curated record.